AUGAAGAGCACUCUCAAGAGAGAAGAGAAGGAAUCAUGUAGCUGCAGUCGCAGUACUAAGCCUUCACAUUCUGAAGCUUCCGUUAAUCUCUCUCUUAGCCUCACCUUUCACUCUACUUCUCCAAAUAGAGAGAGAAGACAAGACUGGCCACCUGUAAAAGCUCGAUUGAGAGAUACACUAAAGGGUCGUCGUCUUGUUCAUCGCGGUGACGAAUCAUCUCUCUUUGUUAAGGUUUAUAUGGAAGGUGCUCCCAUUGGGAGAAAACUCGAUCUUUGCGCAUUCUCAGGCUAUGAAAGUCUAUUAGAAAAUCUCUCUCACAUGUUCGAUACUUCAAUCAUCUGUGGUAAUCGAGAUAGGAAACAUCAUGUUUUAACAUAUCAAGAUAAGGAUGGAGAUUGGAUGAUGGUCGGAGAUAUUCCAUGGGAGUAA
Microthlaspi erraticum is the source of this 429-nucleotide messenger RNA. The record is from the annotation of a GenBank genome assembly. NCBI's taxonomy places the organism in Eukaryota, Viridiplantae, Streptophyta, Magnoliopsida, Brassicales, Brassicaceae.